UUUUCAGCCCGCCAGCUAUCUACAUCCUGGCAUCUGCAUAGUGGCCCAAGGACUAAACCUCCACUGUACCCCAACUGCAAGCCAGCAAGCCUUCGGGAGCAUAUGGGGUGUAUUUCGGCCUCAGGUGUCGACUGCCGGGCUGCCUGUCAUCUGCUCUGCCCCGAUGAACGCAAUCAUUAAGCUAUGCAAAUAAUUGAACUAGAUCAUCAAUAACACCACCACCCAUCGACAUAUAUUCCCUUUCCUGAAAAGAAUAUUGCCACACCAUCGAGUGCUAUCUUGCAGCACACAGAGAGGGAUUUAUUGCAUCCACCGCGACGAAAUCAACAUGGACUCCCCCUCCCCCCACGGCCCCUCAGCCCGCAACUCCCCCAACCCCGAUCAAACCAGCCUCCCUCGCAGACCAGCCCAGCGCACGCAAUCAUCCGACUCCUCAGCGUCCACGGCGCAACAUACGCCCAUCCCCGAUGACAAGCAUGGCGCCGAUCUACCGAUGAAUCUAUCCGCCUCCGUGGUGUUAACCAGUCUGCCCCGCGAUGCCCACCAAGCAUUGGCGGAUGCAGAAGCCGUAGACAAGGGCAAAGUCACGGUCCGAUUUCAGCCUCUCCCCUCGGCCCCGAUUCUCAAAACCCGGGUCUUCAAGGUCAGCGCUUCGCAGAAGUUCGAGACCGUCGUCAACUUCCUCCGGAAGCGGCUUGACUGCAAGGAAACCGACUCGGUCUUCUGCUACGUCAAUAGCGUCUUUGCGCCGGGGUUGGAUGAAGGGAUUGGGGGGUUAUGGCGGUGUUUCAAAACGGAUGAGCAGCUCAUUGUUGCGUAUUCUAUGACUCCUGCCUUUGGAUGAUAGACGUAUCCAGGGUGUAGUUUGACACGGAAGGAGAGAUUGCUACCGCUUUGGCUUACAGGUUUGUCCGCUGAACAAUACGACUAACAGCUCGCUAACUGCCCUCUUGAGGCUUAAAGUAGAUGGCCUUGACGAUAUUAUGAACAGAGUCUCCUAUGCGAGGAUGAUUAUGGAACAUGGAAAUAAAAAGGUAUCUAUACAAAAGUAGACGGCGCAUCAACCAGCAACAGGGAUUC
This is a messenger RNA of Aspergillus uvarum CBS 121591, 1080 nucleotides long. RefSeq names its product ubiquitin-like protein ATG12. The coding region runs from base 329 to 844 and encodes 171 amino acids. The transcript is spliced from 3 exons. Gene Ontology annotation, cellular component: phagophore assembly site membrane; cytoplasm; Atg12-Atg5-Atg16 complex. Lineage: Eukaryota; Fungi; Ascomycota; Eurotiomycetes; Eurotiales; Aspergillaceae. The record is from RefSeq and is a predicted model, not a curated record. Gene Ontology annotation, biological process: nucleophagy; autophagosome assembly; autophagy of mitochondrion.